This is a messenger RNA of Dreissena polymorpha, 3354 nucleotides long. RefSeq names its product F-box/WD repeat-containing protein 9-like. The record is from RefSeq and is a predicted model, not a curated record. Gene Ontology annotation, cellular component: preribosome, large subunit precursor. Bases 106 to 1731 code for a protein of 541 amino acids. Gene Ontology annotation, molecular function: protein binding. The transcript is spliced from 12 exons. Lineage: Eukaryota; Metazoa; Mollusca; Bivalvia; Myida; Dreissenidae.
GAAUCGCAAAGUAACCCAAAACGUCCGCGCAUUUGUUUACAUUGACACUAGACGUGAGUCAGAUAUUUGGAGGGAUCAGUGAACCAAAGAGAAAAAUACUAAGACAUGGAUGUCGGCAGAAAAGAAAUGGAAAUAGAAGACAAAGUUGUCAUUGAUAAGUUGGAUCAAAUGAAUCUUUACAUGGAUGAUCAUGAAACAAGAGAAGCUAAUGUAAUCCACAGUGAAGAUUGUAAUACAAAUAAAAGUUAUGACACUAUUGUCAUAGACAGUGAGAGAUUAUAUCUGAGUGACAUGCCGGUGGAGAUUCUUAUACAUAUUGCCUCAUUUCUAGAAUCCAGGGAUAUUAUAUCUUCGCUUUAUCAGACAUGCAGACUGUUCUGUGAUUUGUUUUCAAAUUACAGUUACUGGAAAACACGAAUUUCACAAAGAUGGAAAAAGCAGUAUCCUAUUUUUGAAGCUCCGAGUUGUGGAACUUGGUCAGUGACCUUACACAAAGACUUUGAACACAUUGGCGUACUUUCAAUUGAAUACAGUAACCAGAGCAAGACCUGGAUUCCAACACAGGCCAAGAUGACUGAGGAUUUUAACUGGCGGAAGGCGUGUAUGGAACGAGAAGAAGUUUACAAGCUAUGGUCUGACCAUAAAAACAACUACCACCAUUUCAAGGUGCAGGAUGGAUUCUUUGCAGCAGUAGAUGUGGUUCAUCUCUUCAAGGAGGGACGCUUCCUAGCUACUGGGUCUCGGGACCGUCACCUAAACAUCCUGGAUCUGAAUAAACAUGAGGCCUGCAUGAAACCACAUGGAAAUCAUCUCACUGCCUUUCAAGACACCAAGACUCACAAGGGCUGGGUGUGGUCUAUGGCGUCCCAUGGUGACACCCUAGCAACAGGCUCCUGGGAUACCUUCAUCAGGUUGUGGGACACAGCUGAUGGCAACGUGGCUAUGUUGUCUGAGUUCAAAUUAAAGACAGCAAUUCUGGGGUUGUACUUUGAACAAAACUUCAUUGCUGCUGGAGGGUUUGACAAACGUCUGCACAUGUUUGAUCCCCGCGCUCCAGAAGCUUUCACCCGUAAGCACUACCACUCUCAGCCCCUACUGUGUGUGACAGGUGACGAGGACUUUGUGAUCACCGGGGGAGAAGACAAAACCAUAGCCAUCUUUGACAGGGCUGCUGGGAAGAAGUACAAACAAAUUCAGAUCCCAGGCAUGGUGAUGAGCAUGAGUUAUGGGCGUGGCCACCUGUGGGUAGGGGAUGGUGCGGGGAAACUUCACGUCCUCAAUUCACAAAACAAACUGUUUGAUGAAACUAACAUGCAGGCACCGGAUAUAUCACGGUCGCGAUCUUUGGACCCCUUCAACCGCGAUAUAUUGGAGUUGCAGUGUAUAGAUUCACAACAAACUGGUGGUUUACAGCACAGGUGGUUGCUUACUACAUGCAGGCCUAGCAUGAGUUUAUUUGCAGCCAGUCGGAUUAAGGUCAAGGUCACUACGUUUGAUGUUGGCCACAAGGGCAGACUGACGGGUUUGGUUCACACAGAUGGAGGGGUGUUCACAGGGUGUUCAGACUCAUCGGUGAAAGUCCUUGAGCCAAGUACGGAUCCCAGCGUCAUUGCAUCACUGAGUGCGCACAGCGGGGAAGUUACGAGGAUCAGCUACAACAGUGGAGUGCUGGCCAGCGCCAGUGCAGACAUCUCUGUCGGAGUCUGGUUACCUAGGAAACACGUGUCAUGAGCAACCAGACAGUAACUGGCAAGCAUCUUGUCAACCUUCAGAUGUUAUAUCAUGUAUUCCAUAGACAGAUUGACAUCUUUUAAGAUAUCCCCUACACCAUUGCCUAGUUAAAGUCACUAGUCACUUUUCAAUCCCUUUGCACAAUGAAGAAAUGUUUUGUUGUAAAGGAUGUAGCAGUAGGCUCACAUUCUAAACAUCCGCUUAUGACAGUUCUGUAGCCAACAUGCAUAUGGGAUUUGAAUUGGUUUUGGUGUUGCAAUUGGAGCUAUUGUACUUUUAAAUGUGUUCAAAACAGAAAUAUGUUGGACCAUAUUCAGGCUUUUGAAUUGAAGCAGAAACUGGCCCUGUGUUCACAAAACAUUUUUUGCAGUCGAAAAUCGAUUUUGCUUGUCAUUGAAAAUGGAUUUCCAUUGUAGAUGAUAGGCAAAAAUGAAAAUCAAUGUCAGUUAAAAUCGAUUUUCGAUUGUAAAAUCGUUUUGAUGCAAGUAUUUUGCAAUGUUCUCAUUUUUGACAUCUGAAAUGUUUCUGCCUUAAAUCAUGUUGAUGCAAAUUAUACUGGAAAGCUAAAUCAUUAUUAUAUUUAUGUAAAUAAAUAGUUUUAAACUGCAUAUUAUUUGACUAUAAUGUAUACUAAGAGACAUUUACAUAGAAUGUAACUAGCACAAACAAAAUAGCUCUUUAAGUAUUUUGAAAUGUAGUAAAAUCAUUGAUAUUUAUGAUAGAAUAUCUGAUGGAAUAUAAUCAAUUGUGUCACAUAUAGGAUGUAUUGUUAUAUAUAUGUUAAACAACAGACAUGUUAAUAAAUAUGACUAGGUAUUAUUUAAAUAUAUUUAUGAGCAGGAUUAUAUAAACAUGACCAUCUUGGUAUACAUUUGUCUGUUAUGAUUACUGUAAGACUAUCUUGUUUUUUGUAUUUUUUUAUGUAAGUUAAACUAAGUUAAGCAAUGAUAUGAAAUUAUCAUAUUAACAAAUUGCCUGUUGGUUGUUAUUGUAUGUUGUUAGAUGAUUAUUAUGCUUCAAAAGCACUGGACAUGCACACAAAUGUAAUUUAGGCACUUUUUACUAUGUAUCUUUAAUUUGUUCUCUUCAUUUAUUUAUUAAUCGUAUGUACAACACUCUAUCAACCUAUUGUUUAGGUUUUAGGUAUUGAUUAUCCAGUCUCAAGCAUUCUACAACACGUGUUUUUUGUUUCAUAUACCGUAAAUCGGCCAAUGUUUUUGUUUGUGUAAUAAUAUUCUAGAUACUCUUGCCAUGCUUACUGAUAUGGUUAGGUAUGUAUUGAGCAGGCAUGUGAAUAGUUAAAUAAAUGUCACCAUAUGGUAGAGCAGUAAUACAAACAUUGUCGUACAGAUAUGGCCGUGCACAUUGGAAGUUUGGUGUAUGUGCCCAUCCAUCCGUGCGUGUAUACAUAUGCAACUCUGUCAAAUCCUGUUCAGCCUGUAACUUCAUUAUUUUUCUGGCAAUUUUAAAAUUACAGGAUCAUUAAUAUCAAGAGACAGCAUGCGCACUCAAAACUUUAAUGGCCUAAGGUCUUCGAUGUUUAUUAUAUAUAAUCUUGCAUAUCAAUGGUUUAUGACCAUAUCUGUUUGCUCUACAUACUUCAUUAAUAAAUAUCAAACACUG